This is a messenger RNA of Ctenocephalides felis (cat flea), 3212 nucleotides long. Its product is annotated as piwi-like protein Ago3. Bases 195 to 3035 code for a protein of 946 amino acids. The transcript has 7 exons. Gene Ontology annotation, biological process: regulatory ncRNA-mediated gene silencing. The record is from RefSeq and is a predicted model, not a curated record. Lineage: Eukaryota; Metazoa; Arthropoda; Insecta; Siphonaptera; Pulicidae. Gene Ontology annotation, molecular function: protein binding; piRNA binding. Gene Ontology annotation, cellular component: P granule.
AAGUGUAAGCAUCUAAUAAAUAAAAAUCGCCCGGGUUCCUGCGUAGUUGUGAAUUAAAAAGUUAAUAAAAAUAUUGUGAAAUCCUGUUUGAUUUGAAACAAAUAUUUCUGCAAACAUAGGAAUAUUCUUUUGUUAGGAAUAUAAACAACUUUUAGGCCUAGUAUCGUCAAUCUACACAAGGUUAGUUUUGCAGCAUGGAAAAUUCUGAUGAGCAUUCUUCUACCUCAAAUUCUUCAAACGCGAGCAAUUUACCAACAAAUUUGUUAUCCAGCAGAUUGAAUAAAUUGGGAAUUGGUAGUGCGGCUAUAGGUAGGGGACGUGGGGUUUUACCAAGACCUACUGAACCUUGUUCUGUUGGUGCGUCGAAUCAGAGUUCAUCUAGUUCUUCAAGUGGUGUUUUCAACCGAUCUGCAAUACUAAGAUCAUUGUCCCAUGGGGUUACAUCUGAUAGUGAUCUUCUUCCAGUAGGAAUAGAUGCAUCAAAAAUUGUUUCAGAUAUUGGUAGAGGUAGGGCAAGACUUUUAGCAUCGUUCCAGGCUGCACGUAAUCCUGGAGUAGUCCCCACAGCGACUCAAGUCCCCACAACGGCUCAAGUCCCCACAACGGCACAAGCCUCCACAAGCUCACAAGCUUCCACAACCUCACAAGGUCCCGCAGAGAAACAAGUCCCCACAGCGGAACAAGUCCCCACAGCGGAACAAGUCCCCACAGCGGCACAAGUCACCACAGAGAACGCUCAAAAUAAAUCAUUACUUGGAACCAGUGGCACAGCAGUGACUUUAACUUCUAAUUAUAUUAAGCUCAAACUGGAACCUAACAAGGGAGUUUACGAAUACGAAGUCAAAUUUGAUACAGACAUUGACUGUAAAGGAUUGAGGAUAAAAUUAUUAAAUCAGCAUCUUCAAGAAUUGGGAGGUGUGAAAACCUUUGAUGGGGUAAUUUUAUAUUUACCUAUUCUUUUAGAAGAGAGCAAAAGAAACCUUGUGUCGAUCAACCCUAUAGAUGAAAAACCUGUAAAGUUGCAGAUUAUUUAUAAGAGGAAGAAGAGUCUGGGAGAGUGUAUUCAUUUAUACAACGUGUUAUUCAAGCGAAUUAUGAAUACCUUAGAGCUCGUAACUUUUAAUCGGCAGCACUUUGAUCCUGCAGGUGCAAAAAUCAUUCCUCAGCAUCAGCUUGAAAUAUGGCCAGGAUAUGUUACAGCAGUCAAUGAAUUUGAUGAUGGAGUUAUGUUAUGUCUUGAUGUUUCGCAUCGUGUUUUGAGACAGAAAACAGUUCUGAAUAUGCUGACUAAUAUUGCUCGUGGUGAUAAGAAUAAUGUAAUAAAAAAUGCUAAGACUGCAUUAUUAGGUUCUCACGUUUUAACCAGAUACAACAAUCGCACAUAUCGAAUUGAUGACAUUGAUUUUGGGAUGUCUCCAAUGACACAAUUUGAAACAUCACAGGGUAAAAAAAUAACAUUUUGCGAGUAUUAUAAACAACAGUACAAUAUUGAUAUAAUUGAUUUGGAUCAACCUCUUUUGAUAAGUAUAAAUAGCACCAAAGUAUCUGGUUAUUCAGAACCAGUAGAAAGCAAAAUAUGUUUGGUCCCUGAAAUUGCAUUUCUGACUGGAAUUUCUGAAGACAUACGAAACAAUUUCAAAAUAAUGCGAGAAAUUGCUACAUACACAAGGAUAACACCAGAACAAAGAGUUUAUGGUUUGCGAAAGUUUUUGGCAAAUGUCAGAAAUAACAAGAAAGCUCAAGAUUUACUCUCAAGUUGGGGUCUGUACAUGGAUGAUGAUUGUUUCAAAAUGAAGGGGCGCACUCUAGAAACAGAAACUAUAAUAUUUUCUGGAGGAACAACUGUUUCUGCAAAUUCAAAUGCUAGUUGGGGUCAGGAAUGCACAAGAAAUCGUGCAUUGGAAUCCGUUGAUUUAAUGGAAUGGAUCGUCAUCUUUGCAACAUCAGAUCAGAGCAAUGCGACAAAUUUUAAAGACUGCAUGAAACGAUGUGGGCCUCCUAUGGGAAUAGUAGUUAAAGAUCCUAUUAUGAAAUGUAUAAGCAAUGACAGAACAGAAACAUAUGUUAUGGCAACUCGUAAAGCAAUUGAAGAAAAUAGUAGGCUUCAAGUGAUAGUUUACAUUUUUCCUACAAUGCGUGAUGAUCGGUAUGCUGCAGUUAAAAAGCUCUGUUGUGUACAAUAUGGAAUUGCAUCCCAGGUGAUUAACUCAAAAACUAUUUCAAUGCCGAAUAAAUUAAGAUCUGUGGUUCAGAAGAUAGCUUUACAAAUAAACUGCAAAAUAGGAGGAUCGUUAUGGGGUGUUAGUAUACCGUUACAAAAUACUAUGAUUUGUGGUAUAGACACAUACCAUGACGCCAAUAUCAGAGACAAAUCUGUAAUAGGGUUUGUGUCGUCCUUAAAUCGAUCAUGCACUAAAUUUUACAAUCAAGUUGGAUUUCAAAACCCAGGCGAUGAGUUAGGUCAGUGCAUGAAAUAUCUAUUUCAAAAAGCUAUAAAAAGAUAUUAUGAUGUCAAUGCAGCCUUUCCUAGCAAAAUUAUUUGCUACAGAGAUGGAGUUGGUGAUGGCCAGCUCAAGCAUUGUCAGGAUGUUGAAAUUUCUAUGAUGGAGGAAUGCUUUGACAGUGAAGUUUUUGGCAAACAAAAGCCUUUACUGAUCUUCAUUGUUGUACAGAAGCGUAUUAAUACACGCGUAAUGACUUCGACGAAUAACGGGUUUACAAACCCAAACCCAGGGUCCAUAAUUGAUCAUUCUAUAACGAAAAAAAAUGUACGAGACUUUUAUCUGGUACCUCAAAAUGUAAACCAAGGUACAGUAACUCCAUCGCAUUAUAUUAUUCUUCAGGAUAACACAAAUUUAAAGACUGAUCACAUACAACGAUUAAGUUUCAAACUGUGCCAUCUUUACUACAAUUGGCCUGGCACUAUUCGCGUUCCUGCGUGCUGCCAGUAUGCGCAUAAAUUAGCUUACCUAAUUGGACUACAUGUGAAAGCCCAGCCAAAUCCCAUGUUAGAAAAUAAUCUAUUUUAUUUAUAAAUAAAAAAAAUUUAAACUCAAGUAAGGAAUAUAAAAUAUUUUGAAAUUAUCUUCCAAUUAUCAAUAACUGUGUACCUGUUUCUGUGUUAAGUGUUAAGUAUAUUAGUAAAGUUUGAAUGUAUACAUGUAUUGUGUAUACUAUAUACAUACAUAUGUAAGCAUGUUAUAUAUAAUGUA